CUGCCCUGGCGGAACCCUUGGCCUGUCUGGCUCAUGGAUGGGACCUGUUGUCGCCCGUUCCAGUCGGUUCCAGAAUUCUAGUGAUUGGGGCUGGCAUCAUCGGAAACCUGUGGGUCUCGGUGCUUCACCUGCAUGGGCACCGCAAGGUUACUGUGUCUGAGCCCAACCAAACCCGGCUCAACUACGUGAAGAAAUUGGAAACUGGUUUCAAGUUGCUCACUCCGGAUCAACUGAGGAAAAACCGAGACGCUGAUCCGAAUUACGCCUUCGAAGUGGUGAUCGACUGCAGCGGGUUCUGUCCAGCUGUUGAGUACGGCCUCUCUCUGCUGACCAAAGGGGGAAAGUUGUGCUGCUUUGGAAUUGCUCCGCCUGAUAAAACCAUCAGCGUGUCACCUUUCGAGCUGUAUGCCAGGGAAAUAACUAUAUUUGCGGUCAAUGUGAACCCAUUCAGCAUGGUCAAGUCUGUCGGGUUCAUCGAGGCAAUGGGUUCCAGGUACAUUGACUAUGAGAGGCUGGGCGUCCAAGUUUUUCCGUUGGGCAGCUACCAGCAGGCCCUGGACCUGCUCAAGACUGGCACCAUCGCAAAAGCGAUAUUCCAACUGUAAUUGUGAAAUGCGUGUUAUUGAAUUUGCUUAAUAACCGCUAGUUUACUGUUCAAUUAAAGUUAAAUUUGAAUAAAAAACACAACUGGUUUAAUAA
Molecule: messenger RNA, 699 nt
Organism: Dendroctonus ponderosae (mountain pine beetle)
Lineage: Eukaryota; Metazoa; Arthropoda; Insecta; Coleoptera; Curculionidae
Product: D-arabinitol dehydrogenase 1-like
Molecular function (GO): oxidoreductase activity; zinc ion binding
Source: RefSeq, a predicted model, not a curated record